Messenger RNA from Magallana angulata, 2337 nucleotides. Its product is annotated as zonadhesin-like. Bases 137 to 1858 code for a protein of 573 amino acids. Lineage: Eukaryota; Metazoa; Mollusca; Bivalvia; Ostreida; Ostreidae. Gene Ontology annotation, cellular component: membrane. The transcript is spliced from 8 exons. The record is from RefSeq and is a predicted model, not a curated record.
GAUGAUUCAGGCCACUUUGUCAAAUUCCAUUGUCACAUUUUGUGUCGCCAGGCUCCUAGCAAAUAAUCACCCAUAAUUGAGUUUUGGCGUUUGGGUCCCCAUCCAAAUGUCAUUUUAGCGAGUUCCAAAACAAGCAAUGUUAUUGUGGUUUUCUGUGACUCUCAUUAUUACAGGAAUUUGUCCAUUGUUUGUCUUUGGUGACUGUGACUUGUCAGAGAUUCCAAAUGGAAGAGCAAGUCUUCGGAUGAGGGGACGGGCGAUACAGUUCGUCUGUGACGACGAUUUCAUCUUAUUCGGGGAGUCUUACAUUAACUGUGUGAAUAAUAUCUGGGCCGACCCCCCUCCACGCUGUGUGGCGCCUGGUUGUGACGUGAUUGACAACAUAACAAAUGGUGAAGUGAAGAGUUCCCAGAAUGGUUCUGUCGUAGAGAUCACGUGUCAGCCUGGAACCGUCAGGCAAGGGGAGGCCACUCUAACGUGUGACGGCAAGACAUGGAGCGCGGAGGUUACAGAGUGCUUAGAACCUUACCAGGUGCGAAGUUGUGAUUUUGAAUCUAGCGCGUUUUGUGGGUGGAUCCAGGACACUACGGAUGAUUUUGAUUGGACACGACACAGUGGGGAGACCACGACAGGGAGGACUGGGCCAAACAGUGACCACACCCUGGGGCCCCACGACCCAACUGGACACUAUAUUUAUAUGGAAGCUUCCACUCCAAGAUAUCCUGGUGACGUAGCUCGGCUGAUGUCACCAUGGUUUCCCAGUGACGUUAGUGCUCGGUGCUUUCAAUUUUGGUACCACAUGAAUGGUCCGAAUGAGAUGGACGCCGUAGGAACACUUCGGAUUUCGCUUCGGACGGGAAGCUUAGAAUCUACAAUGUUCAGCAUGUCUGGGAACCAGGGAGAGAACUGGAACGUCGGAUACUUCCGGAUUCCGACAUAUGAAGAUCCAUUCCAGAUAGUGCUUGAGGCCGAGAGAAAGAACAGCUACGCCAGUGAUAUAGCGGUGGACGACUGGCAAAUAGUGCGGUGUAUCUCGACCACACCCAAUAUUCGAGAUCCAGCUGCACAGUUGGAAAAAAAUUCAACACAAAGCGAGGGGAUAUCAACGUCUUCUUCAUCUUAUUCUUCCUUGACAUUAGAAGGCGUGGCAACUACAACAGAAAUAAUUCCACCACAAAGUAGUACGACUGCUGACAGACAUCCACUCAGUAGAAAGCCCGCCACUUCAACGACUGUUGCAACGAGGCCGAAUGUAACGGGUACUUAUAUGAAUGACUCUUCUUCCACUUCAAAAAGUAACGCGGAAGUGUCUCCAUCUAGUAAUACCGAAAAAGAAAGCAACUCUCUGAUUACAGUUAUGAGCAUUCAUCCACCUAAUGCCAGCGUAAGCCCAAAUUCUUUAGAUGGAAAUCUCAGCAUUUCACGGGCAUCCAAAAACAUUUAUUCUGAAUCGGUGACUUCAUCAAAGAAACAAAAUGAUCCCUCUACCCCGCCAUCACAACCAAAGACAACCGACUUCCGGGGUGAACCGGAGCUCAAAACUAAAAACAUUGCGUCAUCAACAACUUUUUCCACAACUGUACAUUUUAUUCAUUCGCAUAAUCCACAUAAAACGCAUGUUAUGCUUUUCACGACAAACGCUAUCGUGAACCUGGCUAUAGGAUUAGUGGUAGUGUGCCUCUUCACUGGGAUAUUGAUCAUAAUGGGCUGUGUGUGCUGGAGACAACAUAAGAUGUACAAUGACAAAUACCAAGAACUGAAGCUUUUUGUGGAGACCCACUACCGGGCCAAAUACGUCAACACCAGCAUCAGCCCAAAGUGUUGUGAUGAUUGUUCAGAAAUUAAAGUUACGGACUAACAUUUUCAUCGUUUCAUUACAUUUUCUAUAGGCAUAACAUAUCUCAUAAACUAUGGCUUCUUUAAACAUAAAAUAUUUUGCUGCAUUAAACGCAUCAAGCAACUGCCAUCUAUAUUUUUGUAGACGGCAACAUGGUGGCCGUAAAUUCUUUUUCGUUACAUUUCUUUCUUCAAUUAAUUAUUUAACAUACAAAAUGGGGUUAUAUGACAUACAUAUGAUCAAUCUAAUAUAAUUAAAAAUAUACAAUAAAAGCCUUAUCAGGCUUAUUUCUAAGUGGGAAUUACGACUGGAUUAAAUGACUUGAAAGUACAUAAGAACACCUAAUUUUCAUACCAGAAUUUGAAUUUUGGCACUGCACUUUUAGUUUUGUAUAACGCAUGAUAAAAACAUUUUUAUACUGGUUGAAUUCCAAAAUGUAAAUUAAGAUCAGUUCAUUAUUGUUUUAUUGAAUAAAAUAUAUAUCAUCUUCACAAACCAUA